Molecule: messenger RNA, 1436 nt
Organism: Salvia miltiorrhiza (redroot sage)
Lineage: Eukaryota; Viridiplantae; Streptophyta; Magnoliopsida; Lamiales; Lamiaceae
Product: protein JINGUBANG
Exons: 1
Coding region: 1-1233 (410 amino acids)
Molecular function (GO): protein binding
Source: RefSeq, a predicted model, not a curated record
AUGCUUCAAUCUGCAAAUCACCACGACCCCCUCCAAGAUUCAACGCCAUUGCUAUCAGCAAGCUCGACGCGCAGCAACACCACCACCAGCAGCAGCAACAGCAGCGACGCCGACGCCGACGAGAGCCCCGCGCCUUCAUUCCGAUACGAUUUCCAAGCCCUCAAUUUCAAGAUCACCUGCUCGCAAUCCUACAAAUCCCUGGCAGUCCUCUCCGGCCACGUGGGAUCGGUUUCUUGCCUGGCCCUCUGCGGCGAGUUCAUCCUCAGCGCCUCCCAGGGCAAAGACAUCAUCGUGUGGCAGCAGCCGGAUUUGCGCCAAUUCACCAAGUUCGGGCAGGGCGACGGCGCCGUCAAGGCGCUGGUCACCGCCGGGAACAGGGUUUUCACGGCGCAUCAAGACAGCAGGAUUAGGGCGUGGAAGGUUUCUAGAAGCUCCGAGAAUGUGUUCAAGCUGAUCGACACCCUCCCCACAACCAAGGACUAUUUGGGGAAGUUCAUGAAGCAGAGCAACUACGUGCAGACGAGGCGCCACCACAAGCUCCUCUGGAUCGAGCACGCCGACACCAUCUCGUGCCUGGCCGUCUCCGCCGGCCUCAUCUACUCCGGCUCGUGGGACAAGACCAUCAAGGUGUGGCGGGUGUCGGAUUUCAAGUGCCUCGAGUCGAUCAAGGCGCACGAUGACGCCAUCAACGGCCUCAGUACCGGGAAUGGGGUGGUCUACUCUGCCUCGGCCGAUGGCAGGAUCAAGGCGUGGGCGAGGGAGGCCGGGACGAGGAGGGGUCAUUCGUGUAGAGGGGUCUUGGAAGGGCACAAGGAUGUGUCGUUCAACUCCGUGGUGGUCACUGAUGAUGGGGAUUUUGUGUAUGGGGGUGGCUCGGAUGGGAGCUUGAUGGGGUGGUUCUGUGAUGAGGGGUGGACGUGGAGGGCCAUGUGCGACGUGAGGGGGCAUGAGACGGCGGUGCUGUGUGUGUGCUUGAUGGGGGGGAUGAUGCUGUGCAGUGGCUCGGCGGAUAAGAGUGUGUGUGUGUGGAGGAGAGAGGUGAGUGGUGGGCUGGUUAGGCAUAUGGUGAUCAAGGGCCACCAAGGCCCGGUGAAGUGCCUGCAGGCGUCGCCGGUGAGGGUCGGCGGCGGCUUCAUGCUCUAUAGUGGGAGUCUUGAUAGGAGUUUGAGGGUUUGGUGGGUGCCUGCUGAUGAUAAAGAAGAUAAGGAGAAGCAAUGGAGGUUUAUCAAUUGAGGUGUUGGUUUUUUUUUGUUUGGUUAUCCUCGCAAGAUUGAGGCAUUCUUUUGGGUUUUUUUGGCUUAGUUUGUGUGAUAGAGAUACAUUCAUAGGAAAGAGUGAUUGUUUUUGUGAUAUACUACAAGUUUACCAUUUUUACUUGAAGGUGUAAAUUACAUCAAUUAGUUGGAUUGGAUUUGAAUACAAAGAUUUUUUUUUUU